AUGGAAGUAUUCAUAUGUUUUGUUUUUGUUCCAAUUUGUCGUCAUUAUUCAGUUAUUGAUUCAAAUCAUAAAAAUAAUUCAAAUGAAGAAUCAUUUAUAUCAUUUCCUCAAGUUUCACCAUCAAAUAUAAUUGGUACACAUCCAAAUGAAGUUAUUACAAGUAUUAAUGCUGAUAAUGGUUAUCCUGUAAGACAAGAAAAUGGACAACGAAAAACUGGACCACCACCAGAUUGGCCAACAACUCGUCAUCCACCUGGUCGUGGUUGUGAAGUAUUUGUUGGUAAAUUACCUCGUGAUUGUUUUGAAUCUGAAUUAUUUCCAUUAUUUGAACGUUGUGGACAAAUUUAUGAAAUGCGUUUAAUGAUGGAUUUUUCAGGUUUUAAUCGUGGUUAUGCAUUUAUAACAUAUACAUGUCGUGAUAAUGCAAAACGUUCUGUUAAAGAAUUAAAUAAUUAUGAAAUUCGUCCUAGUCGUUUAAUAGGUGUAUGUCAAUCUGUUGAUAAUUGUCGAUUAUUUGUUGGUGGAAUACCAAAAACAAAAAAACGUGAAGAAAUUCUUGAUGAAAUGUGUAAAGUAACUGAAGGUGUUGUUGAUGUUAUUGUUUAUCCAAGUGCACAUGAUAAAACAAAAAAUCGUGGUUUUGCUUUUGUUGAAUAUGAAAGUCAUCGAUCAGCAGCUAUGGCUAGAAGAAAAUUAUUACCUGGAAAAAUUCAAUUAUGGGGACAUCAAAUUGCUGUUGAUUGGGCAGAACCUGAAACAGAAGUUGAUGAAGAUGUUAUGUCAACUGUUCGAGUACUUUAUGUUAGAAACUUAAUGAUGAAUACAACAGAAGAACAAAUUAAAGAAAUUUUUCAACGUUUUAAAUCAAAUUCUGUUGAACGUGUUAAAAAAUUAAAAGAUUAUGCAUUUGUUCAUUUUAAAGAACGUGAUGAUGCUUUACAUGCAAUGAAUCUUAUGAAUGGUCGAGAAAUUGAUGGUUCAAUUGUUGAAGUUACAUUAGCAAAACCAGUUGAUAAAAAUCAAUAUUUUAGAUUUACACGUGGUGUUAGUCCAUCGACUAUUGCUACGAAUUUACCAUUUGGUUUACCAGCUGGUGCUGUUGGUCCCGGGACAACAACAUUCGAUUUUACACCACAUUUAACAGCUAUUCCAUAUAUAACAAUUCCAAGUACAUCAUUAGCUACACCAGUAACUAAUGGAACACCAGUUAUGUCAUCUGCUGUCAAUGUUCUCCAACAAAAAAAUAUUCGUCGAUGUAUAAAUGCUACCGGUCGUUUAUCAACAAAUGGUAAUACAAGUCCUCCAACAAUAAAUCGAAAUGUACCUUCAGCACCUACCGGUGUUCUAUCAACAUCUUCUCGUCCAAGUCAACCACCUCCAACUGUUGUUCAUCAUCGUGGUGCUUAUUAUACAAUUCUUCGACCAACGUCACGUCGAACAGACGAGAAAUGUCUCGAAGAUCUCUACAAAGAGACAUACGAUGCGCUGUACGGCUCUGCUGCUAGUACCACCGCUCCAUCGAUAAUGAUGAUCGAUUCCAAUCAUUCUCAGUUUAUUUUACCAGAACAACAAACUCUGCAGCAGCAGCCGAAUCAGCCUGAAGAGAUUCCAUUUGCUCCAACAGCAUUUGGUUUUCAUCCUGGUGGUCCAAUAUUUCAACCAGCAACACUUUUACCACAUCCAUUAGUUGCUGCACAUCCAGCUGGUAAUCCACAAUUUGCUCAACAACCAUUAGUUUUUACAACAACAAAUAAUCCUGGUCAAGCUCAACAAUAUUUUCAUGCACAUCCACAAGGAAAUUUUCCAUUUCCAUUUAUUCUUACACCACCAUUAACAUCAAUUCCACAAUUAUCAUCAACACCAACUAGUCCAGAAUCACCACUAUUUACCUAUGCAACACCAACAUCAACGGCUACAUCGAUUACAACUUCGGAUGGUACCACUUAUUCAGCUUGA
This is a messenger RNA of Rotaria sordida, 1956 nucleotides long. Lineage: Eukaryota; Metazoa; Rotifera; Eurotatoria; Philodinida; Philodinidae. The record is from the annotation of a GenBank genome assembly.